Messenger RNA from Osmerus eperlanus (European smelt), 1522 nucleotides. It is a transcript of the gene dydc2, whose product is annotated as DPY30 domain containing 2. The coding region runs from base 115 to 1236 and encodes 373 amino acids. The transcript has 8 exons. The record is from RefSeq and is a predicted model, not a curated record. Gene Ontology annotation, cellular component: Set1C/COMPASS complex. NCBI's taxonomy places the organism in Eukaryota, Metazoa, Chordata, Actinopteri, Osmeriformes, Osmeridae.
UGUCGUCAGGGAAAACAGAGGGACCAGUCUUAAAGUGACACUGUUACCAUGGGGAUUCAACACAUUUCCGGACGCAUUUACUCAUUCUGAAGUGAAGGGAAAAUACUGCCAAAUAUGGACUCUGAAUACUUGAAAAGGGGCAUGGGAAAAUGUCUCACGGAGGGGUUAGCCGAAGUGUCCGAGCAGCGCCCGAUGGAUCCAAUCGAGUUUCUAGCCCACUGGAUUUACAAGUACAAAGAAAACAUGGAUUAUGAGGAGAAAAAAAAGGCUCACCAGAAAUUACUGGAGCAAGAGCAGGAGAAAGCCAGGAAAGAACAUUUAUACCUGAAGCAGAUGAAGGAGGAGGAGGACAAGAUCAGAGAGUCACUGGAGGAAUCCAAACCACCAGAGGGACUCAUUGCAACACCUACCUCGGAUCCUUUGCCAGAGAGGGCGAAGGCAUCCAACAGCCCUAAGCUUGCUGCUGUGGUGGAGGGGAACAAUGGGAUCUCUCAGGGCAGUGGCGAUGCGAAUGAGCCUCAUGAUUCAGACAUACCCAUCAUCACCCCUCUGCAAACCAAACAGGAAACAGAGGAAAUCCAAAACAAAGUAUUGGAGGAUAUCACAGGAGAGGAGGGGAAAGUCGCAGAUGAUGUAACAGCUCCAGCCCUCACAGAUCCAACGCUGGCAGAGCCAGAGGAGAGAGACUCUGGUCCUGUUGAGCCCCUCAGCUCCCAGGUCAAAGAGGAGAGAGACUCUGGUCCUGUUGAGCCCCUCAGCUCCCAGGUCAAAGAGGAGAGAGACUCUGUUCCUGUUGAGACCCUCAGCUCCCAGGUCAAAGACUCUGAAGAGAUGCCUGUGGAGAAAACUAAAGUAGAGUCAGAGUACACCAAUGACAAAGAUGGAGAAAAGAUGACUGAUAAACCUAAGACCAGUGAACCUGAUGAUUCCACACAAGGUUUGUCACUUUCAGGAAAAGAGAGCGGUGAAGUCAAACCAGAUGAAAUUCUAUCUGAGGAGCCACAAAAAGAAGAGAAAAGUAUUUCACCUGAUCACCUGGACAAAGAUAAGGAGCCAGACAAAGCAGAGACUAGUGGGGCAGCAGAUGACACUGCAACUGCGGAGAGCAGUGAUCUUAAAUCAAAUGUCACACCAAUUGUAGAAGGGACGGUGACAUCAGAGGGGGUACUUGAAAACUCGGCUCCUGUUGAUGAAGUCCAGGUGACAGUAUCUGAAAGUGCCUUUGAGAUUAUCUAGUGUUGCACAAACAGAAUGGCUGUAUGACACUGGUUAAAAUGUUAAAUAUUCACUGAGCCUUUUUCUUUUUCAGGAAGAAGAGGCAUAACAGUGCUAAUGAAUAUCAUCCUACAUAACAUGAUAGUUGUUUAUUACAGAUAGUGUGUACACAACCAUAAAUUUGUUCAAUAUAUGAUGUAAACUGCAUUGGACCACUGAUGUAAUUUUGUAAUCGUAACUGAUUAUCCUGUAGCAUAAUGAUAAUAGCUUUGUUUUUAAUCAAAGAUAAAUGAACGGAAUAGGCCUA